AUGUUUGGCCAACAAUCAGGAACAGCUGCACGGAUCGCCCGGCAGCAAUUGCGAUCAAAAGCUCGUGUGAUCAACUCUCGCUUCCAAUCGACCGCAGCGCAUGCAGCCUCCAGUGGUAGUAGCCCUGCAUUGAUUGGUGGGCUUGCUGGCGGAGCUGUCGCCUUCUCUGCAGGAUACCUCUGGUACCAUUUCUCUGGAGUCAAGACACUCGUGAACACAAGCAAGCAGACACAAGCCUACCUUGAACAAGCCAAACAAAAAAUCGUCGAAAAGACGCCUGAGCCAAACGAGGCCUUCCGCUGGUUGGAGGAUACGGUUAAAAGUUACGCCGUUUUGAUCCCCGGUGCGCGAGGCUAUGUCGACACCGCCUUUGAAGACCUCAAACGGAUCCAGAACGAUCACCACAAGGAGUUCGACGAAAUCAUCAGUGACGCAUACAAUGAGCUUCGGGAUAUCACGCAAAAUGAAGGAUUCAGCUCUACUUCGGCCUCCAAGGCAUUGCAAGUCUUGCAGAAGCAGUCCAAACGCCUGUUCGAUCUGGCCGGUGACGCCGCGGGCAAUGUUCUCGAUAACCACCCUCAGUUGAAGGAGAAGUUCGGAAGCAGCUACGACCAGCUGAAGCAGAUGGGCGAUGCUUACGGCCCCAAGGCGAAGGAGGAGGUGAACCAGACCUGGAAGCAGAUCUCCACUAUUGUUCAGCGCGGCGUGAGCCAGGACUCCUUCGAGGAGAUCAAGAAUUUGAUCCAAGACAAGAAGAACAAGCUUCAAAAGAUGGGCGACGAGGCAUGGCAGUCUGGCCUUGAGGAGUCUCAACAAUAUCUGGAAAAGAGCCCCAAGUUGAAGCAAUUGAUCGAAGAGAACGCCGAUACCUUGAAAAAGGGAAACUUCAAGGAUCUGUGGGGCCUUGUCAAGGAGAGCGCUUCUUCGGGCAAGACGGAGCAAGUCGAGAAAUAUGUGAAGGAGAAGGCUGAGGAAGCCAAGAACACCAAUUUGGGCAGCCUAGACAAGUGGCUGAACAUGGUCCCGGGUGGUUCGAACAUCCUGCCUCAAUUGCAGUCCUUGCAGACUAUUGCGCAGGAGAAGGGCAGUGAAGCAGAGAAGGUUCUAUCCGAGACCAUCGAGGAGUUGCAAGAUGUGUUGAAGAAGCGAAAGGAGCAGGUGGAGAAGCUCGCCGAGGAAGCGAAGAAGGAUACGAAAUAA
Penicillium maclennaniae is the source of this 1200-nucleotide messenger RNA. RefSeq lists its product as uncharacterized. The coding region runs from base 1 to 1200 and encodes 399 amino acids. The record is from RefSeq and is a predicted model, not a curated record. The transcript has a single exon. Lineage: Eukaryota; Fungi; Ascomycota; Eurotiomycetes; Eurotiales; Aspergillaceae.